AUGGACGACCAGGUCAGCAACCUCGCAGCAAAGGCGUUUGCCAAGUACAACAGCCUCCCCCCAAAUCAACGCCUGCUCAUCGGCAUAAGCGGCAUUCCAGGCUCAGGCAAGACGACCCUGUCUCGCAUCCUCGCCCGCAGGUUGAAUGAACUCGCGCUCGAGGCACAGCCCGGGGCUCCCGCCCCCGCAACGUCCGUCCCCAUGGACGGCUUCCACCUCACCCGCGCCGCUCUGUCCGCCAUGCCCGACCCGGAGGCUGCGCACGCCCGGCGCGGCGCCGCAUUCACCUUUGACGCCGGCGGCUUCCUCGCCCUGAUGCAGAAGCUGCGUGCGCCCGUCGCGGCGCCUGGCGCCGAUGUUCUCGCGCCGUCCUUCAACCACGCCGUCAAGGAUCCCGUCGAGGACGACAUCAUCGUGCUCGCCACGCACAGGAUCGUCGUCUUGGAGGGCAACUACCUCGCUCUGGACAGGGCUGUCUGGAGAGACGCCGCGAAGCUCUUUGACGAGCUGUGGUUCGUAGAGGUCGACUUUGAGGUGGCGAGGAAAAGGCUGAGAGAGCGCCAUGUUCGUGCCGGGAUCGCGGACACGCUCGAGGAGGGCGACAGGAGGGCGAUGGAGAACGAUCUCGUGAAUGGGCGGGACAUUAUCGAGCAUCGCUUACGAGUAGACCAGGUGGUUUACAGUAAGGAAGACUGUUCAUGGGUUCACGAAUGA
Ustilaginoidea virens is the source of this 714-nucleotide messenger RNA. RefSeq lists its product as uncharacterized. Gene Ontology annotation, molecular function: kinase activity; ATP binding. Bases 1 to 714 code for a protein of 237 amino acids. The transcript is spliced from 3 exons. Gene Ontology annotation, cellular component: cytoplasm. NCBI's taxonomy places the organism in Eukaryota, Fungi, Ascomycota, Sordariomycetes, Hypocreales, Clavicipitaceae. The record is from RefSeq and is a predicted model, not a curated record.